AUGGAGACGUCCCCUUCCAUGAGCACGCCGGUGGUGUCCGGCGACGAGGCGGAGGACCGGCGGCCCCUCCUCCUGCCCAGACCCCCGCCCCCCCCCGGCUGUCCCCCCCAGUGCGGACUCCACCCCGCGGUGCACCACCAGGCGGGCCGGGGGGAUCCGGGGGUCUGGACGGACCGGCCGCAGGCCAUGGCUACGGUGCCCGUGUACAACGGCCACCUCUACGUCUCCGCCUCCCCUUCCCGCUCCUCCCCCUCCCCCUCCUCGACCUUUCCCCUCUGGAGGCGGGACAAAGGGGGCAAGGGAAAAGACGGCCGCGGCGACCGGAAGGGCCCGAAGAAGCAGCCGCCCGCGCGGCAGAACGCCGGUCACAAGGAGAAGAACAGAGCCAAGAAGCCGGAGGGUCCCCGGCCGCACCAGGAGAAGACCCCCGCACCCCCAUCCCCCGCCUCCUCUUACAGGGGCGGCCCGGGGACCCCCCACCGCGGGUCCCCUUACCGGGUGACCUGCCGCUCCCACCUGGAGGCCAGGGAGACCGCCGUGGGCUGGGGCGCCGCGGGGGAACGCCGCCACGACCCCACACCGGACGUCGCCGUGGAGAUGCGCGACCGCCGCACGGUCCCGGAGAUCAUCAUCACGGCCAGAGACGACGUGGACGAGGAGCCGGAGGAGUCCCGGAUCUACACGGUGGAGGGGGGGGACCAGCGUGGCCCGCUGCCCGGGGCGGAGGGCCCCGGCCCCAGCCCGGCCCCCGCCCCGGGGCCCCAGGAGUCCAAACCGGACAUGAAGGACGACCAGUACUGGAAGACCCACAGCAUCGGCUGGAGGCUGGUGCGGCGCAGGGCUCUGUUCGAGAGGAGGCAGCGGCUCAACGACUGUGCCCUGGCCGUGGGGAUCUUCGGGGUGGUCGUCAUGGUGAUGGAGACGGAGCUUUCCUGGGGUGUCUACAGUAAGAGUUCCAUCUACUCCAUAGUGCUGAAGUCGGUGAUCAGUGUGUCCACCGUGCUCCUGGUGGGCCUGAUCGUGGCCUAUCACUGCUGUGAGGUGCAGCUCUACAUGCACGACAACGGCGCAGAGGACUGGCGCAUCGCCAUGACGAUGGAGCGGGUCACCCUGAUUGCGCUGGAGCUCGUGGCGGUGGCCGUCCACCCGUACCCCAUGGGCGUGCUGGCCUACGUCCAGAAGGUCCCGCCCAGCUCGGAGACGGAGCUGGAGAUCAUGCUGGCUCUGCCCAUGUUCCUCCGACUCUACCUGCUGGGCCGGGCCAUGAUGCUGCACAGCCGGCUCUUCACAGACACCGCCUCGCGCAGCAUCGGCGCUCUGAACAAGAUCCACUUCAACACCCGCUUUGUGGGCAAGACGCUGAUGACCACCUACCCGGGCACUGUGCUCAUGAUCUUCAGCGUGUCCCUGUGGAUCGUGGCGGCGUGGGGUUUGCAUGUUUGUGAAAGGCACCACAACUACAGGGACCUCAGCAGCAACUACAUGGAGGCCCUGUGGAUGGUCUCUGUGACCUUCCUGUCCAUUGGCUACGGGGACGUGGUGCCCCACACCUACUGCGGUCGCAGCAUCUGUCUGCUCACAGGGAUCAUGGGGGCUGGCUGCACAGUGUUGGUGGUUGCCGUGGUUGCCAGGAAGCUGGAGCUUACCCGAGCAGAAAAACACGUCCACAAUUUUAUGAUGGAUUCCCACAUUUCCAAAGAGAUCAAAUCUGCAGCGGCAAACGUGUUGAGGGAGACUUGGCUCAUCUACAAACACACAAAGAUGUCGAGGGAGAGGGACCACACCAGGGUCCGCAUGCACCAGAGGAAGCUGCUGCUGGCCAUCCACCAUCUGCGCAGCGUGAAAAUGGAGAAGAGAAAGCUGGCCGACCAAGCUAACUCACUUGUGGACCUCAGCAAGAUGCAGAGCCUGAUGUACGACGUGCUGUCGGAGGUGCAGGGCUGCCGGGGAGAGCUGGACACGCACGUCAACAGCCUGGAGAAGCACGUGGAGGAGCUGAGAGAGGGCUUCCGGAGCCUCAUGCCCCUCCUCUCCAACACGCUGUCCACACAAAACUCCUCCAUCCGCCACCUGCUGUGGGAGAGGGAGACCCAGGCGGAGAACGCCGCCACCGCCGCCACCACAAGCAGGGGCGACGGAGCGCAAUAG
Molecule: messenger RNA, 2148 nt
Organism: Gadus chalcogrammus (walleye pollock)
Lineage: Eukaryota; Metazoa; Chordata; Actinopteri; Gadiformes; Gadidae
Product: small conductance calcium-activated potassium channel protein 1-like
Exons: 9
Coding region: 1-2148 (715 amino acids)
Biological process (GO): potassium ion transmembrane transport
Cellular component (GO): neuron projection; neuronal cell body; plasma membrane
Molecular function (GO): small conductance calcium-activated potassium channel activity; calmodulin binding
Source: RefSeq, a predicted model, not a curated record